This is a messenger RNA of Macadamia integrifolia, 2625 nucleotides long. Its product is annotated as glutamate receptor 2.8-like. Gene Ontology annotation, molecular function: glutamate-gated receptor activity. Gene Ontology annotation, cellular component: plasma membrane. NCBI's taxonomy places the organism in Eukaryota, Viridiplantae, Streptophyta, Magnoliopsida, Proteales, Proteaceae. The record is from RefSeq and is a predicted model, not a curated record. Bases 39 to 2543 code for a protein of 834 amino acids. The transcript is spliced from 5 exons.
UUUGUGACAUUCUAACAAGUCUUUUAGCUUUAUACUUGAUGAAAGAUGUAGGGGUGCAAGCUAUCAUAGGGCCACAACAAUCAACUCAAGCUUCAUUUGUGAUUGAUCUUGGAGAAAAAGCUCUAGUGCCAAUUGUGUCUUUCUCUGCAACAAGUCCUUAUCUUUCUCCCCUUGAAAGGCCUUAUUUUAUAAGGACAGCUAUUGAUGACUCAACUCAAGUUCAAGCCAUUGCUGCCAUUAUCCAAGCAUUUGAAUGGAAGGAAGUGGUUCUGAUAUAUGAAAAAACCCAAUAUGGAAAAGGGGUUAUACCCUAUUUCAUUGAUUCCUUCCAAGAUAUUGAUGUUCGUGUGCCAUAUAGGAGUACUAUUCCACUGGAUGCAAAUGAUGAUCAAAUAUUGAAAGAGCUUCAUAAAUUGACAACCAUGCAAACAAGGGUGUUCAUUGUUCAUAUGUCUUCUUCUGUUGGAUCUCGGUUUUUCAUCAAUGCAAACAAUGCAGGAAUGAUGAACCAAGGCUAUGCUUGGAUUGUCACUGAUGGGUUAUCAAAUUUAUUGGCUCCCAUGGAUUCAAGUGUUAUUGAUUCAAUGCAAGGUGUGUUGGGUGUAAGACCAUACAUACCAAAAUCCAAACAGCUUGAAGAAUUUAAAGUCAGAUGGAAAAGAAAGUUUUACUCAUCAAACAAAUCAAAUAGUGAUACAAUAUCUGAUCUGCCUAGUCUCUAUGGGAUAUGGGCAUAUGAUACAGUUUGGGCACUAGCUAUGGCAGUAGAGCGAGUUGGAACCUUGGAUCCUCAGUUCUUGAGUAGCAACCCCACCAACAAUUUAACUGAUCUUUCAUGGAUUGGAUACUCACCAAUUGGUCCAAGACUCCUACAGACUAUCUUGAGUACAAAAUUUAAUGGCCUAAGUGGUGAUUUUCGGUUGGUUAAAGGACAGUUGAAAUCUUAUGGUUUCGAAAUAUUCAAUGUGAUUGGGGAAGGGGAGAGAGUGAUUGGAUAUUGGACCCCAAUGGCAGGUAUUUCAAGGCAGUUAGACACAAUAAAUAAGUUGAGAUCAAAUUCAUCCACUUCUGAGAAGAGUAACCUCAAAGCUAUUGUAUGGCCAGGUGACUCAACAACCAAGCCAAAGGGUUGGGCUAUACCAACAAAUGGUCAAGAGAGCUUAAAAGUUUUGGUGCCACUUAAGCAUGCUUUUUAUCAAUUUGUGAAAGUGGAACUAGACCCCAUCACUGGUAAGACGAUUAAUAUCACAGGGUUUUGUCCAGAAUUAUUCAGUGCUAUAGCAAAUCGGCUACCUUUUGGUCUCCCCUAUGAACUUCAACUUUAUGAACUGCCCGAUGGAACAUAUUCGAAGAGAUACAACGAUCUAAUAACUCAAGUUUACUUUAAGAACUUUGAUGCAGCAGUGGGGGAUAUAACGAUUUUGGCGAAUCGAUCUAAAUACGUAGAUUUCACAAUGCCUUAUUCAGAAUCUGGGUUGCAAAUGGUGGUGGCAAUUGAAGAUAAUUUGGAUAAAGAGUUAUGGAUGUUUGUAAAGCCUUUAAGCCUGGGUCUUUGGUUGAUGACUAUUCUCGGUUUCAUCUACAUAGGGAUUGUGGUGUGGAUUCUUGAGCGUCCAACAAAUACUGAGCUUGGGGUCUCAAGAGGAGAACGUCUUCAAACAAGCCUCUGGUACUCUUUCUUAACACUCGUUUUUGCUCAACGGGAGAAGAUUGAAAGCAACUUAACAAGGGUUGUGAUGGUCACAUGGGUGUUCUUUGUGCUCAUCCUAACACAAAGUUACACAGCGAGUCUCUCAUCGACAUUAACAGUACAACAGUUGCGGCCAACAAUCACAGAUGUUAACGACAUAAAGAAAAAUGGAUUUCAUGUGGGACACCAAAAUGACUCAUUUGUGAAAGAUUUCUUAAUAGAUCAUUUGAAUUUGGACAAGUCCAAGCUAAAGAGUUGUAGCACUCCGGAGGAAUAUGAUAAUGCUUUAUCUGCUGGAACACAUAAUGGAGGAGUUGUAGCUGUUUUUAUGGAAGUUCCUUACAUCCAAGUCUUCCUCAGUAUGUAUUGUAAUAAAUACACCACAGUCGGACGCAUCUACUCAUCUGAAGGAUUUGGCUUUGUCUUUCCUAAAGGUUCUCCUUUAGUCUCCUACAUGUCAAUGGCAAUCUUGAAUCUAACUGAUGAUGGUACAAUAGACAAAAUGAAGCAAAGGUGGUUAGAAAAUCAAACAAAUUGUAGUGCUACUUCAUUGUCACGUACUAACCAGCUCACCAUGCAAAGCUUCGGAGGUCUCUUCAUAAUCAUAGGAGUUGUUUCAGUAUUAUCACUGUUAAUACACUUUUUCCUAUUUGAGAAUGGCCUUUGGCAUACACAUGCUACUACCAGAAUGUCUCUGAAAUCAAGUUGGCGAAAGGCUGGACAUAAGAUCAUUUUCAUCAGAAAUGCUAUCAAAGGGAUGCAAUACCCUGUAAAUGAAGGUAGAUCCAUGGAAGUUCAAGGCAGGGAUGCCGAUGAGCAUAGGGAAGAAAGCAUUGUUGAAGGAGGACGCUAAAUUCAUUAUUGACAUUACAACUGCAGCAACAAUAUGUUUACAAAUUUUGUUAAUACCAUUUUUAGAUAUUUCUUUACUCUGU